Eruca vesicaria subsp. sativa (arugula) is the source of this 736-nucleotide messenger RNA. The record is from the annotation of a GenBank genome assembly. Lineage: Eukaryota; Viridiplantae; Streptophyta; Magnoliopsida; Brassicales; Brassicaceae.
CCCACUAACAAUCCAGCAAACCAAAACAGAGACGCCCUCCACCAUUAAAACACACCUCUCCAACAAAAGCUUCUCUAAAUUAGCAAACAUAGCGUUACUCGAAGAACCCCACCGUAACUCCACCGAGGACUCUAGUUCGUGUUUUGGUUUGAGGAAAGAGAACAGCAAAAACCACAAAGAGAAACCAAAGAUGACUCAGACCAACGCCGGAGCUGCAACGGGACCCGCCGCCACGACGGAGCCUCCUCAGCCGCAGAGUAACGAGAUGGUUCUUCACACUGGAAGCUUGAGCUUCAGCAGCCAUAUGUCUAAAGAAGACGAAGAGAUGACUCGUUCUGCGCUCUCUGCGUUUAGAGCUAAAGAAGAUGAGAUUGACAAGAGGAGGAUGGAGGUUCGUCAACGGAUCCAAGCUCAGUUGGGUCGGGUCGAGGAAGAAACCCGACGACUCUCCACCAUUCGCGAGGAGCUUGAGUCUAUGGCAGAUCCUAUGAGGAAAGAAGUGUCUAUGGUUCGUAAGAAGAUUGAUAGUGUUAACAAAGAACUCAAACCUUUAGGUUCCACUGUUCAAAAGAAGGAAAGGGAAUACAAAGAAGCACUUGAUACAUUUAAUGAGAAGAACAGGGAGAAAGUGCAGCUGAUCACCAAACUCAUGGAGAUGGAACAGUUGGUAGGAGAAAGCGAGAAGUUGAGGAUGAAGAAGCUGGAGGAGCUGAGCAAGAGCAUUGAAACCGUGUGA